CAGCAUCUCAGGAUGAUAACCUGGUUGUAUUGAAGGCAUCUCUUUUUCUGCCAAAUCUCAAAGUCCGUUCUCUAAAACCCGGGUUAGCCAGACUAUAGGGUUUUAUUCUGGCUGCAGAAUAACUAACUGACUGCUGUGGCUUUGCAAAGGGGGGCAGAAAAAAAAAAGUUAAGAGAGGAGAAGGGAGUACGUGAGUCGUCCAGUGCAAUCUCUAUUGUUUGAAACUUACUUUUUAUCAGAAUUUGAAGAUGAAAACGCACAUAGGUAACCCUCCAAAAAAUCAUCCAGUUUGCUAAAUUAUGGAAAUUUUGUGGAAGACGUUGACCUGGAUUUUGAGCCUCAUCAUGGCUUCAUCGGAAUUUCAUAGUGACCACCGGCUCUCAUACAGUUCACAAGAGGAAUUCCUGACUUACCUAGAACACUACCAGCUAACUAUUCCAAUAAGGGUUGACCAAAAUGGAGCUUUCCUCAGCUUUACUGUGAAAAAUGAUAAACACUCGAGGAGAAGACGGAGUAUGGACCCUAUCGAUCCACAGCAGGCAGCAUCUAAGUUAUUUUUUAAACUUUCAGCCUAUGGCAAGCACUUUCACCUAAACUUGACUCUCAACACGGAUUUUGUGUCCAAACAUUUUACCGUAGAAUACUGGGGGAAAGAUGGGCCUCAGUGGAAACAUGAUUUUUUAGACAACUGUCACUACACAGGAUACUUGGAAGAUCAACAUAGUACAACCAAAGUGGCUUUAAGCAACUGUAUUGGGUUGCAUGGUGUUAUUGCAACAGAAGAUGAAGAAUAUUUUAUUGAACCAUUAAAGAAUACCACAGAGGAUUCCAAACAGUUUAGUUAUGAAAAUGGCCAUCCCCAUGUAAUUUACAAAAAGUCUACCCUUCAGCAACGGCAUAUGUAUGAUCACUCCCAUUGUGGGGUUUCUGACCUCAUAGGUGGCAACCCUUGGUGGCUGAAUGACACAUCUUUUCCUUCCGCACCACCAAUGAAUGGCACACACAGACCGAGGAGAUCGAUAAGCAUUGAGCGCUUUGUGGAGACAUUAGUCGUGGCAGACAAAAUGAUGGUGUCCUAUCAUGGCCGCAAAGACAUUGAACAUUACAUUUUGAGUGUAAUGAAUAUUGUUGCCAAACUUUACCGUGAUUCCAGCAUAGGAAACGUUGUGAAUAUUAUAGUGGUCCGCUUAAUUGUUCUCACAGAUGAUCAGCCAAACUUGGAGAUAAACCACCAUGCAGACAAGUCCCUCAAUAGCUUCUGUAAAUGGCAGAAAUCCAUUCUCUCCCACCAAACUGAUGGAAACAUCAUUCCAGAAAAUGGGAUUGCCCACCACGAUAAUGCGGUUCUUAUGACUAGAUAUGAUAUCUGCACUUAUAAAAAUAAACCCUGUGGAACACUGGGCUUGGCCUCUGUGGCUGGAAUGUGUGAGCCUGAAAGGAGCUGCAGCAUUAAUGAAGACAUUGGCCUGGGUUCAGCUUUUACCAUUGCACAUGAGAUUGGUCACAAUUUUGGUAUGAACCAUGAUGGACUUGGAAAUCCUUGUGGGACGAAAGGUCAUGAAACAGCAAAACUUAUGGCAGCUCACAUUACUGCAAAUACCAAUCCUUUUUCCUGGUCUUCCUGCAGUCGAGACUAUAUCACCAGCUUUCUAGAUUCAGGCCGUGGCAAUUGCCUUAAUAAUGAGCCUCCCAAGCGUGAAUUUGUUUACCCAACUGUGGCCCCAGGUCAGGUGUACGAUGCGGAUGAGCAAUGUCGUUACCAGUAUGGACCAGGAUCCCGCCAAUGUAAAUUUGGGGAAGUGUGUAGAGAGCUCUGGUGUCUCAGCCAAAGCAACCGCUGUGUCACCAACAGUAUUCCUGCAGCGGAGGGAACAUUUUGUCAGACUGCUACUAUUGAAAAGGGGUGGUGCUAUCAGGGAGAAUGUGUUGCUUUUGGCACUUCGCCCCAGAGCGUAGAAGGGGGCUGGGGUGCCUGGUCACUGUGGGGAAAGUGCAGCAGGACCUGCGGGGGAGGCGUCUCCUCAUCUCUAAGACAGUGUGACAGUCCAGCACCUUCAGGAGAUGGAAGCUACUGCCUUGGGGAAAGGAAACGGUAUCGCUCCUGUAACACAGAUCCAUGUCCUUUGGGGGCCCGAGAUUUUCGAGAGAAACAGUGUGCAGACUUUGACAAUAUGCCUUUCCGUGGAAAUUAUUAUAACUGGAAACCCUUUACUGGAGGUGGAAUGAAACCGUGUGCAUUAAACUGCUUGGCUGAUGGCUACAACUUCUACACUGAACGUGCCCCCGCAGUGAUUGAUGGGACUCGGUGCAAUAUGGAUUCACUGGAUAUCUGCAUCAAUGGAGAAUGCAAGCAUGUAGGUUGUGAUAAUAUUUUGGAAUCCAGUGUUAGGGAAGAUAAAUGUCGAGUCUGUGGAGGGGAUGGGAGCACAUGCGAUGCCGUUGAAGGGUUCUUCAAUGAAACGUCACCCAGAGGAGGAGGAAACUCCAUACUGUCUUCCACAGUGGCUGAACCAGUCUGCAUGCCCUCCAACAUUACAGGAGAGUUCCUAUGCUACCUGACAGUUGUGCAGAUACCAAGAGGUUCUGUUAAUAUUGAAGUCAGAGAAGUUGCCGUGUCACCUGCCUAUAUUGCUUUAAAAUCUGAAACAGAUGAAUACUAUCUUAAUUGUGGUUGGACUAUUGACUGGCCUAAGAAGUUUGAUGCUGCUGGGACAACUUUUCGCUACAAGAGACCAACUGAUGAACCAGAAUCCUUGGUAGCUCCAGGUCCCACCACGACAAAUCUCAUUGUCAUGGUUCUUUAUCAAGAUACAUAUGAGGGAAUUACGUAUAAGUUCAAUGUUCCUAUCACUCGGACUGGCAGUGGAGACAGUGAUAUUGGCUUUACCUGGAAUCAUCAGCCUUGGUCAGAAUGCUCCACUACUUGUGCUGGAGGUUUCCAAAAACAGGAGGUGGUCUGCAAAAGAGUGGAUGACAGCUCUAUUGUCCAGGACAAUUACUGUGACCCUGACACUAAGCCACCUGAAAAGCGAAGACGCUGCAAUAUUGAGCCCUGCUCACCUGAGUGGUUCAUUGGAGAUUGGUUGGAGUGUAGCAAGACUUGUGGUGGUGGAAUGCGUACAAGGGCAGUGCUCUGCGUCAGAAAGAUGGGACCUUCUGAGGAGAAGACACUGGACUCCAGCGCUUGCUUAACACACCGGCCCGUUGAAAGAGAGUCCUGCAACAACCUGCCAUGUCCGCCUCAGUGGGUGGCUUUGGACUGGUCAGAGUGCACUCCCAAGUGUGGUUCAGGAUUCAAGCAUCGGAUUGUUCUGUGCAAGAGCAGUGACCUUUCUAAAACGUUGUCAACUGCAUACUGUCCACAGGAGAGCAAACCCUCUACCCGCAUGCGCUGCAGUUUGGGCCGCUGCCCUCCUGCUCGCUGGGUGACAGGAGACUGGGGCCAGUGUUCUGCUCAGUGUGGCCUUGGACAGCAAAUGCGGAUCGUGCAAUGUCUCUCCUACACUGGACAGGCAUCUAGUGACUGUCCGGAAACUGUGCGGCCUUCAUCGAUGCAGCAGUGUGAAAGCAAAUGUGACGGUACCCCUACUUCCAAUACUGAAGAGUGCAAAGAUGUGAGCAAAGUGGCUUACUGCCCGCUGGUGUACAAGUUCCAGUUCUGCAAUCGAGCAUACUUCAGACAGAUAUGUUGUAAGACCUGCCAAGGACAGUGACCCACGGAAAGCCGUAGAAAGAGCCUUGUCAUUUCAUCCUGGAAACGUGUCCAUCACAGAGAGCCACCCGGAGGAAGAGGAUUGAUGUCCUUGCAGAUGCAUUACCCUGUGGAAAACGUAACCACUGGUCAGCCCUAGCUGACAGGAUUUCAAUAUUAUUUUAACUUCUGUGAAGUAGGAUUUAUUGAUCCAAAGUGCUGGACACAGUUUUAGGAGGGAAUGCCAGAUUGGAGAGGUCCAAACAACACAGGGAGACUUGCUUACUGUGGAACGUUUGUGUUCUUUCGAGUAAAUCCAAUAGCCUGUUUACCUCCUUGGACCAUUAAGAUAAUUUUUAUUAUAGACUUAGCAAUGACACUGAAUCCAUUUGUAUUUAAAACUGUUUAAAAUGUAGCUGGUAUGAUUUGGUCAACUAUGGAAGUAAAGAAGAUUCAGAAAUCUUAAAUCAUAGCUUAAAAAAAUAUUUACUAUACUUUAUCUCACUACAACAGCACCACCAUUUAAAUUCUAAACUGGGCUUUAACCUGUAAUUUAAGGAGCAAUUAUAAAUCAAGACUAAUGAAAGUUUGUAUGAUUUUUUUUUCUUCCUUCUACUUAAUUUCCUUAGGAAUAAUCUCCCUGUUCUGAACACUGCUGUGAGCCAUAUAUAAAAACUACAUUAAACCUAACGACAGUGAAGGACUUAGUUGAAAGCAGUGCCUCAGUUACUGCAGCUGCGCAGCUCUAUAAAUUCAGUGCUAAAAGACUGUGGCCCGCCUGCCAUGGUGCAAGUGAAGCUGAGAUUCUCAUUAACACUUUAAGAGAAAAACAUUUCAGUGUCAUGCAGAAGCCAGACCUGGGGUAUGGUAGAGACUCAAGUACCAGGUCCUGUGCUGCCAUCACACACGGAUGCCUCAGCUCUUAAUAGGAGUCACUCCAACUCACUCGUGUUUACAGCCACAGAAUGGCUUCUGCCCCACUGGUGGCUGCACCUACACUAAGCUUACUGAGACGAUACCAGGCAAAAAAGAUAGACUGGCUCAGUAACAACCAGGCAGACCCUUUUGCUGACAGUUACGAUGGGUUCCAGAUGUCCCUUCUUUGAUAUGGCAGGAGGGCAUUUAUUUAUAUGGGAGCAAGUGUGUGUGUGUGUGUGUGUGUGUGUGUGUGUGUGCGCGCGCGCGCGCGCUUUGGGGUAGAUGAGUAUGCUUGCACAUAAACGUGCUAUUUCUCUGAGUUUUUAAGUAGGCAAGGGAUAACAACCAAAGAAGAAAAACUCAUGAAGACUAGAGAUCACAAAGCCUAAUUUUAAUAGUCACUCAACCAAGUAUUUUAUAUUUUUUAUGGUUAUCCUGAAUAGCAACUAAAUGUGAAACCCAGUUUCUUGAGCAGGUCAAAUUCUAGAAUCAAAUCCACCUAAUUUAAAUUGACUAGCUCACACAUUCCCUAUCCACAAGUUUCACAUCAUGCUCAUCAAAACCCAUGACAGUGAAAUUUAAAAAGAAAGAAAGAAAGAAGAAAAAGAGGGUACUUGUUUAUAUGAAUAUUUUGUACUUGAACACUUGUAGCUUGCAGCAGGUUCCGUUGAAUGUGCUCUGUAUCCUACACAUGUGUCCACCAUGCUACACCGACACCUCACACUCCAGCCAAAUGGCUGCUCUGUAAAGAUACUACUUGCAGUUGAAGAGCAUAUCUGACUUACAUCCAUCACUAUGCUCUGAGACUCCACGUCAGGUGUAUGACCUAGACCAUGACUUGAUGGGGGUGAUUAGGUGCUUUCAGAAAGGAGGAGAAACUCACAGACUCCAAAAACCAACCUAGAUUUCAGUUGUGCUGUGGAGAGUGAGCAUGGGAUGGGGUUCUGCACACUCAGUCGUGCUCAUUUGUCUCUCAUCACCUGCUUUCUCAACCCCACAGCUCAUGUCCCUGCGCUUUCCAGGGAGAGCUGUUGACAAUACUUGAGAGUUGCUGUCAGGGCCCCUGUCCAUGCUGCCUCAGAAUACUGCCCAGGUGCCGUCUUAGCCAUUCAGCAAAGGGAGGGCCAGGGGCCCCAGCACUGAAUUCCCAUGGUGCUUUGCAAAGAGCAGUUAACUUGGUGCUAAUCUGGUGAAAUAGACAAAAGAUGAGUGGUUUCUGUGGCAUUUUAGGCACAGGUUUGCCAUCAGGAUCUGCUUUUCUCCAACAUAAAUAUCAGCUCAUAUGUUUAUUUAAACAGAUUUCUUACAUUAUUGAUUAAGGGCUAUUUUUUUUUUUUACCUCACUUGGAAACGAACAUUGCGAGGGCCAUCCUCCCGGGCAACAGGCACCCCUGACUGGUUGUGGAAGAGGAGGGCAGCCAGUGCCCUCUGGGGUGUGCACAGCACCAGGGGGCUCCCAGGGCCAGCAUCAGGUCACCUUCUCAGAAGAAACCAAGCACAGAACGUAAUAGGACUAAACAUUUCAGAUAGGCCCUGAAUUAAAAUCCGAGUGAGGAAAAAUGCCACAUUCCACAGCACACCACAAUACCGCUGCUGCUCUGUAGUCAACCGCGUGACUACAUACGCUCUUUUCCUAAAUAGUAACAGCAGGAUCAUCAGUGGAGGCCGAGGCCCCAUGGCAGGCCCUCCAAAAAUAGUGAGCUCUAUAGACUACUUAGGGAACCCCAAGGAAGCUGGUACCCCAUGGCUGAGAGCAGUAUCUGCCACUGGCAGAAAAGCCUACUCAAAACUGAAAGGGAAAUAUCCCCAACUGAUUAAACCCCUUGAAACACAUAUGACUCCCCGAUCAGUUCAUUUCAUUAGGAAUCUUUUAUUUGAGUGAAUGUCACAUAGGUAUCCUUAAUAAUACAGAAUGAAAUUACCUUUGUAUUAUUGUGAUUAGUUGUUGCUUAUUAUUUUGUACUCAGUAUUAAUGUGGUACACUGUUACUUAUUUUUUUUUUUUGCUUUUGUAAAUUAUAUUCUAAUUUAUUGCCAUGUUUCCUAACACUUGUCCUUCAUUCAUUCUCCUGCUUGUAAUGAAAAUGAAAAGUCAUUGUAACACUUGAUGGAGUGAAAUUCCACACCAGGCACAGAUUUUUUAUUAACAUAGA
Messenger RNA from Myotis myotis, 6761 nucleotides. It is a transcript of the gene ADAMTS6, whose product is annotated as ADAM metallopeptidase with thrombospondin type 1 motif 6. Gene Ontology annotation, cellular component: extracellular matrix. The record is from RefSeq and is a predicted model, not a curated record. Gene Ontology annotation, biological process: extracellular matrix organization; proteolysis. Gene Ontology annotation, molecular function: metalloendopeptidase activity. NCBI's taxonomy places the organism in Eukaryota, Metazoa, Chordata, Mammalia, Chiroptera, Vespertilionidae. The transcript is spliced from 26 exons. The coding region runs from base 300 to 3713 and encodes 1137 amino acids.